UGGAGGGGCGGGGCCCUAGAGCGUAGGUGGUUAUUGGUAGUGGUCAGGGUCCCUGGCGCGGGGGGUGGGGCGGAGUGGGCGUGGCCUGAGCGCGCCUGCGCAGUCCACUCUACUCGGCAGGCGAAGGAGACGCGCUAGAGGAAAGAUGGAAGACUUCCAGGCCUCAGAGGAGACUGCAUUUGUUGUUGAUGAAGUGAGCAACAUUGUAAAGGAGGCUAUAGAAAGUGCCAUCGGUGGUAAUGCCUACCAGCACAGCAAAGUCAACCAGUGGACCACUAAUGUUGUAGAACAGACUUUGAGCCAACUUACCAAACUGGGGAAACCAUUUAAAUACAUUGUGACCUGUGUGAUCAUGCAGAAGAACGGUGCUGGGUUGCACACUGCAAGUUCCUGCUUUUGGGACAGCUCCACGGACGGAAGCUGCACGGUCCGAUGGGAGAACAAGACCAUGUACUGUAUCGUCAGCGCCUUCGGACUGUCCAUCUGACCACCUUGCCAGCCUCAGCCUCCCGGUCCCAGCAUUUCCAGUCCAUCUUAACCACCAGCUAUGUGGGGCAAACACCUUCCUCUUCUUUAAGUUGUUCUGUGGCACUCUCAAAAUGUAGAGAAAUAAACCAAAUGACUUCCCCGGUCACAGGAACCACACGACGCCAGGCGGAUGAGCAGCCACCUGUCAUCCAGGGUGGGCAGUACCACUUGUCUUAACUGUCUCCUCCAAGGUGCUAAAAACUCAAGUCUGCUAGUGGAAACAUCUCUACUUUCUGAAAUGGUUCAGAUACACUAAUUUUCCAUACUUUAUACUUUAUUAGAAUAAUAAAUUAUUCAAAAUUAAA
Messenger RNA from Mastomys coucha (southern multimammate mouse), 833 nucleotides. It is a transcript of the gene Dynlt1, whose product is annotated as dynein light chain Tctex-type 1. The transcript has 5 exons. The coding region runs from base 146 to 487 and encodes 113 amino acids. Gene Ontology annotation, molecular function: dynein intermediate chain binding. The record is from RefSeq and is a predicted model, not a curated record. Gene Ontology annotation, cellular component: cytoplasm; cytoplasmic dynein complex. NCBI's taxonomy places the organism in Eukaryota, Metazoa, Chordata, Mammalia, Rodentia, Muridae. Gene Ontology annotation, biological process: microtubule-based movement.